Messenger RNA from Microplitis mediator, 2491 nucleotides. RefSeq lists its product as uncharacterized. The transcript is spliced from 3 exons. The record is from RefSeq and is a predicted model, not a curated record. Bases 292 to 1140 code for a protein of 282 amino acids. NCBI's taxonomy places the organism in Eukaryota, Metazoa, Arthropoda, Insecta, Hymenoptera, Braconidae.
UUAAAUUUUGAAUAAAUAAAUAAAAUGUAAGUAUAAUAAAAAUUAAUAGAUUAUAAUUGCGCCAUUACUGGGUAAGUGCAUAAUAUUAUUUUUUUACGUAGGAUCAAUUUCUCAAACUCACAUAUAAAUAAACCCGGUUUGAAAAACUGGCCAUUAAUGUUUUCUACUAGAAAUUUAAAAUUUUCCCGCGAUUACGCAUGCACUAAAGCCCGAGACUUCCUCAUCACGCGGGUAUUAUUUUGUAAUGUUCUAACCCAGUUGCUGAAGGUCCAUAGAUAAGAGUCGGAAAAAAUGAUGGAGUCUAAAGCAAAAGCUGCUUUGAAUCGUCUAAAGGAAAUUGAUAAAAAGUAUAAAUAUAAUAAACAAGAUAAAUUAUUUAUUUCAAGUGAUAGUUCGAAGAGUAGUAAUGAAGAUAAAAGAUUACGGCCGAUAUUGAAUUUUAAAUUACCGGAUCCUUAUGAGGAAUAUGCUGACUCCAAUACGGAGGAGAGUCAACAGGUUGUUGUUAUUGUUGUUGAUACACCGAGAUCCAGACACUCCAGUCAUCAGAGUUUCAAGAGUUCUGUCAAGUCAAUGACAGAAGUUGUGGAGAUGAAAACUAUUGGAGAUGGUUUUGAAUUAUCGGGAGGAACUGAUGAAAUAAGUGAAAUUAUUGAUGACGUCAGUGAAACGGUUCAGGAAGUUACGGAGAAAUCUUUUUACAGUGAUUCAAAUCUGGGUAAUGGUGAGGAGAGUGCUAUAGAAGAUGAUGGUGCUGGCAAAAAAACUUCCGAUGAGAUUUUGACUGACAAAUAUUCGGAUUCUUUCGAAAGUUCUGGGACAGAUGAAUCUGAAUCGGAAUCGGAAUCAAAGUCAUCGAUUAUUUUAAAACCCGUAGCUGAUAAUUUUGAUAAAAAUUUUAAUAAAAGUAAAAGUAGUUCUGAUGAUAAUAAACCUGUAAAAAAAUCUAGUAAUUCAACUGAUAAAGAAAAUAAAAAUAUACGGAAUCAGGUUGAAAAUAAUGAAAUUAAAAAAAAAAUAUCGAUAGAAAGUAUUAAAUUGUCUGAUAUAAUUGAAGACACUGAUGAAAAUUAUAAAUUAUCUGGUUCAGAAGUAGAUGAAAGGAGUAUCCAAAGUUGUGAUUCUUAUAACACUGAGUAGUUAAAAGUCUGAAAAAAAAUCCAGUAGAUCAAAGUCUGAGAAAAGAUAUUCCUGUCCUGAGUCUGCUCAAAGUUCUAGUCGUAAAUCUAGUGUUAAGUAUAAAAAAAAGUCUGAUACCCGACAAACUGUUAGUGAUCAUGAGUUAAAUUUAUCUUCGAAGAAAAAAUGUUCAAGGUCCAGUAGUAAUAAAAGUUUAGAAAAAAAGAUGAGGCGAAUUCAUCUUCAUUUUAAACAAGAACAACAUCGUCGAAAUUCGGCUAUGAUUAAUAACAUACAGAAGAUGGAAGAAGAGCAUCAAAGACUUGUUAUGUGGCCUAAAAAUUUCAUUUGCCCAUCGAGGGUUAAUCUCAAGACUGUAAAACCACUAGAAUUACCAAAUAUAUCUGGGUUCACUAGACCUGACCCCGAAAUUAAUAAAAAUGAAGAUAUCAAUAUGGAAAUACUGCGAAAUCGAUUGCUUGACAUUCGUCAGUGGUUAAAAGACCUAUAUUUAGUAUAUAAAGAGCACUGUGAUUUAGCAGUGUCUGUAAACAAAACUUAGAAUUUAGUUACUGAAGAAUAAUAAAAUUAUGACAUGGAAAUUAGCUGACGUCAAUACUUUUGAAUUUUUUUAUAAACGAUAAAUUUUGAUAAAUUGCAGCUAUAGUUUUUGAAUUUUCUACAUUUGCAUUUUUUAUUAAAUUAAAUUAUUGAAAAAUUUUUCUUGCGCCUUGAAAUCCUGUUUUUUGGAUCGAAUUCUCAACAAUACUGAGAAGAAAAAUAUUUUCGAACCGUACAUUUUUACUACAAGAAAUUAUGCUAUUAAAUAUUUUCAAUCUACGAUAUUUUUGGUUCAAAAAUUUGAAUAUUCCAUUCAUAAUAAUUUUUUUAAUCCAAGAAACCCAAGUUUAUUUCAAAAUACCUUUUUCUUUUCAUUGCAGUAGUGUAAAUAAAUUUUGAUUUUCUUCUGUCAAAAAAAAUGCAGACAUUAUUUUAAAAUUUAUAUCCUCGAUCAAUUUAUGCAACUAUAAAGAUUAAUCGAAAUAGCUGACUUAAACUUCUAAUAAUAAUUAUUUAAUAUUUAUCACGGAUUUGUGUCAUGUAAUUACUUUAAAUAUUACGUUGGUAAACAUUAAAUACUUAAUGACUCACGCCUGUUGGAGACCUCAGAAAUGUAUAAAAAUUUAUUGAUACGAAUAUUUAUAAAAAAUGUUACAAAUUAAAUCCUUAAGUUAUCGUUUUCUUUACAAUUAUUUUUGAAAAAGUCAAGUAACACUGCAUUUCUUACAAUGCAGAAUAAAUUCGUUUCUUCACUAAUACCCUUGAUUCAAAUACAUCAGUGAUAGUCUUUUCAGUUUUAAAAUUUGGAUCG